Molecule: messenger RNA, 2432 nt
Organism: Leucoraja erinaceus (little skate)
Lineage: Eukaryota; Metazoa; Chordata; Chondrichthyes; Rajiformes; Rajidae
Product: sodium-dependent dopamine transporter-like
Exons: 14
Coding region: 456-2432 (658 amino acids)
Biological process (GO): dopamine uptake involved in synaptic transmission; sodium ion transmembrane transport
Cellular component (GO): neuron projection; neuronal cell body membrane; presynaptic membrane
Molecular function (GO): norepinephrine:sodium symporter activity; dopamine:sodium symporter activity
Source: RefSeq, a predicted model, not a curated record
AAUAUUGUGUAUUUAAGUAGUUUAUCGCGAAAUAAUAUAAAUCCAGUAAUAAUUAAGCAGAAAAAAACAAAUCUGUUCGCUGAAUUUUGUAUUAUCUAAAGCAUUAAAAUGUAUAUAACAGUUACAUUAAACAUAGACACAAAAGGCUGGAGUAACUCAGCGGGACAAGCAGCAUCUCUGGAGAGAAGGAAUGGGUGACAUUUCGGGUUUCGUGACUAGGGAAAGGAAACGAUUAACUUAUACUGCCCAUAAAGUUACAGGGACCACUGCAGAAUUGUGUAGAAAUCAUAACCCUGUAUUUAUUCUACGUGUAUCCUUUUAAACUAAUCUCAUCCGCGCAAAUCAUCGAAUGUCGCGCGACAACUACAUUGAUAAAACGCUGAAGGUUUCAAAUGUAGGGAGGGCUUCUCCACCUCUCUGUUGUUUCUUGAUGUGGGGAUGUUUGUGUGAGUUCCAUGUUCCUGUUUCCGCAGUUGGAGCGGUUCCCUUCACUGACAUGCUUCCUUACAAUUGCAGUUAAAACUCAACCGGCAAGUCGAAAGGAGUUCGAGCGUCAGCAGAUCCCGAUUCCCAUGAUCAAAGGGAGACUCCUCGGCCUGAUGUCUUCUGUAGUGGCCCCAGCCCAAGAGUUCAACAAGAUGGAGACCAAGAAGGUGGAGCUGAUUUUGGUAAAGGAACAGAAUGGCGUGCAGUUUACCAACUCGGCGCUUGUCCCGUCGACUGGGGAAAGGGAGGACGAGAACCAAACUCGUGAGACCUGGGCUAAGAAGAUCGAUUUUCUCCUUUCAGUUGUCGGCUUUGCGGUGGACUUAGCCAAUGUCUGGAGAUUCCCAUAUCUCUGUUAUCGCAACGGCGGAGGGGCUUUUCUCGUUCCUUAUUUAUUCUUCAUGCUCAUCGCUGGAAUGCCACUGUUUUAUAUGGAAUUAGCGCUGGGCCAAUUCAAUCGACAAGGCGCUGCGGGGGUUUGGAAGAUCUGCCCCAUAUUUAAAGGAGUUGGCUUCACAGUGAUCUUGAUUGCAUUGUAUGUCGGUUUCUAUUACAAUGUCAUCAUCGCCUGGGCUCUCUAUUACCUUUUCUCAUCCUUUACAAUGGAACUCCCCUGGAUCCACUGCAACAACAAGUGGAACAGCCCUAAUUGUUCCGAAAUCACCAACUUUACCCAGCAAAACUCAUCCACAAAAUAUUAUGAGUACAAAAACAAUCCCGCAGCUGAAUAUUACGAACGGAGUAUGCUUCACCUUCAUGAAAGUGCGGGGAUCCAUGAUAUUGGCAAACCCAGGUGGCAGCUCACUUGUUGCUUAUUUGUGGUCAUUGUCAUCCUCUACUUCAGCCUCUGGAAGGGAGUUCGAACAUCAGGCAAGGUUGUCUGGAUUACGGCCACAAUGCCUUACAUUGUUCUCACAAUUCUGCUGCUUCGUGGAAUCACUCUCCCUGGAGCGAUAGAUGGAAUCAAAGCAUAUCUAAGUGUUGACUUCUUACGGCUUCGUAAGGCCUCGGUUUGGAUAGAUGCAGCCACACAGAUAUGUUUCUCUCUUGGAGUGGGUUUUGGUGUACUAAUAGCAUUUGCCAGCUAUAACAAAUUUAAUAACAAUUGCUACAGGGAUGCCAUCAUUACCAGUUCUGUCAAUUCUGUGACGAGCUUCUUCUCGGGCUUUGUUGUCUUCUCGUUCCUGGGCUACAUAUCAAAACAACGCGGAGUGCCUCUGGAGGAUGUGGCCACCGGAGAGGCUGGUUUGGUCUUCAUCAUUUACCCAGAAGCAAUUGCCACUCUUCCUGGUUCAUCAGUAUGGUCAGUCAUCUUCUUCAUCAUGCUUCUGACACUCGGACUGGACAGUGCAAUGGGCGGCAUGGAAUCAGUCAUCACAGGAGUGAUUGAUGAAUUCAAGUUCCUGCGGAACCACAGAGAGAUCUUCACACUUUUCAUCAUUACAAUUACUUUUCUGGUGUCUCUCUUCUGCGUUACUAAUGGUGGUAUCUACGUGUUCACCUUGCUUGACAAGUUUGCAGCAGAGACGUCCAUUUUAUUUGGAGUGCUAAUAGAAACCAUCGGAGUCUCCUGGUUUUAUGGAGUUGAUCGCUUCAGCAAUGACAUUGAAAAGAUGAUUGGUACAAGACCUGGCUUGUACUGGAGGCUGUGCUGGAAAUUUGUCAGCCCCUGUUUCCUUCUGACCGUUGUGGUCAUCAGUAUUUCAACAUUUAAUCCACCAGAAUAUGACAAUUACAUCUUCCCAGACUGGGCCAAUGUAAUUGGAUGGUGUAUAGCUACAUCUUCCAUGGCACUCGUGCCCAUCUAUGCCGUGUACAAGUACGCCAGUCUGCCUGGGUCUCUGCGUAAGAAGUUAGCUUUUGCAAUCACAUCCGAGAAGGACUAUCACCUGCUGGAAGAUGGAGAGGCCCGUCAGUUUACGCUGCGUCACUGGCUCAUCGUCUGA